Messenger RNA from Ricinus communis (castor bean), 2571 nucleotides. RefSeq names its product probable WRKY transcription factor 2. Lineage: Eukaryota; Viridiplantae; Streptophyta; Magnoliopsida; Malpighiales; Euphorbiaceae. Gene Ontology annotation, biological process: regulation of DNA-templated transcription. The record is from RefSeq and is a predicted model, not a curated record. The coding region runs from base 229 to 2364 and encodes 711 amino acids. Gene Ontology annotation, molecular function: sequence-specific DNA binding; DNA-binding transcription factor activity. The transcript is spliced from 5 exons.
CUCUCUCUCUCUCUCUUCAAAGACAGUGUCUUCUCUGAUUAUCUCAGUAAUUUUAAUUUGCAAUCUUUAAUCUGCAAUUAGUUUCAUUCUCAUCUCCAAAAACGGGAACUGAAAAACUUCAUUACCAAGUCCCCGUAAACGCACGCUCUCUCCAUCCAUUUUCAAAAAUUUUAAAUGACGGUCAGGUGACUCUUAUACUUCCCUCCUCUAAAUCCACCGUCUCCGCCAAUGAUGGACCCCAAUCCACCACCACCGUCACCGCCGCGGCAACAGCCUUCCUUCGCCGACUCCGAAACCCUAGAAAUGGCCUCCAUUAAUGAUGCUCUAAACGACACCUCCACUAGCCAAAACGAGAGUAGCAGAGGAAGCAUAGCGGAGCGAAGAGCCGCCAAAUGCGGUUUUAAAGCAGAUAGAAUUAAUACGGCGCGAUUCCGUACAAUCACUCCCUUGACUUCGCCGGCCGCGGCUGUCCGCUCGCCGUGUAUAACUAUUCCGCCUGGUAUUAGCCCCACCGCGCUUCUCGAUUCACCGAUUAUGCUGCCAAAUUGUCAGCCUUCUCCAACUACAGGAAGUUUCCCGUUUCCGCUUAUGAAUUGUGGAAGUUCAGCGACUCCUGCUGACGUGGAGAAUAGUAGUAAUGGCGGUUCCUACACAUUGAAGCCUCAAAAUGGCUUUGCUGCCUUAGAAGCUGAGAGAAGUAAUGCUGGUGACUUUCAAGAAGUUGGCUCGUUAAUGGAAUUUGAAUUCCCAGUGGAGUUCUUAAAGCAAGCUAUCACAGAGAGUUAUGCUGAAAAUUCGGCAACUGACAUCAAAGUCUUAAAUAGCAUGGUUACAGAUGCCAACUUGAGUGAUGUGCAAAUGGACUCCAUCCCGGAAGAAAAUGUUGGGACAUGCCAUCCUGAGGAAGAAGAGAAAGGGAGACUCUCUGCAACAGGGAUUGCAAGGAAUUCAGAAGAUGGAUACAAUUGGAGAAAGUAUGGACAGAAGCAAGUCAAAGGGAGUGAAUUCCCAAGGAGCUACUAUAAGUGUACCCACCCAAAUUGUCAGGUAAAGAAAAAAAUAGAGCGUUCUCAUGAUGGUCAGAUAACAGAAAUCAUCUAUAAAGGUACCCAUAAUCACCCUAAACCUCAGCCUAGUCGCCGAGCACAUGUUGGAUCGACUUCUUCAUUUGAUGAGGUGCCAGAGAUUGAUGAAGGGAAUGCAACCUGUUUCAAAGUAGAAAUUGGGUCUGCUUGGAAAAAUCCGCAACCAGGGUCCAAUGGGGGUCUGGAAAGGACGUCUUCAGCAUCUGUUGUGACAGAGCUUUCUGAUCCUCUAUCAACCACUCAAGGAAAAUCUAUUGGUACAUUUGAAUCAGCAGGAACACCAGAGCUUUCUUCCACACUUGUUAGUAAUGAUGACGAUGACGACGGGGCCACUCAGGGAAGCAUAUCACUUGGAGUGGAUGCUGAUAUUGAGGAAUCCGAGUCAAAAAGAAGGAAAAUAGAAAGCUGCUUGGUUGAAACAAGUCUGUCAUCCAGAGCUGUUCGCGAACCAAGAGUUGUUGUCCAAAUAGAGAGUGAAAUUGACAUACUUGAUGAUGGAUACCGCUGGAGGAAGUAUGGUCAAAAAGUUGUGAAGGGUAAUCCAAACCCUAGGAGUUAUUACAAAUGCACGAGUGCUGGAUGUUCAGUGAGAAAACAUGUGGAAAGAGCCUCCCACAACUUGAAAUUUGUCAUUACAACAUAUGAGGGAAAACACAAUCAUGAAGUGCCUGCAGCCAAAAACAGCAAUAAUCUGAGCUCAGGUGGUACCAGUUUACCUCAGGUUACUACCAAUGCACAGCCUGCCCUGACAUUAGCCAGAAACACCAACAGGACAAAACCUGAAACACAAAUGCAAGAUUAUGCACCUGGCUUUGAUAGAAAACCAGUAUUUAACAAUGACUAUUCGAGACUUAGUUUUCCUGGACAUUUCAGUAAUGAGAUGAAGCUCGGGGCUUCCUCCAUCUAUCCAUUGAAGUUCCCACCCCUUCAACAUACCAUGCCUUACAGCUCUCUGGAAUUCAAUCGCGGUGCUACCCAUCACUCUAGCUCUAUGGCUCCAGUUGUUCCAGAUUUUCAAAUUUCGCUGCCAUCAAGUCUGCAUACAUCUGCAAAUCUUUCUAUGCCUGGUGCUGACUUUAAUUAUAAUGGGAGACCUAUUAGUCAAGGUCAGCCUUUUCUGUCAGGCCAGCCUUUCCUGUCAGGCCAGCAGUUGGUCUUGCCCAAGCAAGAACAAAGAGAUGAUGAUCACUUUGAUGCUGGCCAGGCCACCUUUGAGCAUGUAAAUGGGUCUCUGUCAUCAUCAGUAUAUCAACGCAUCAUGGGAAACUUUCCAUCAUAAAAGAAGGAACUUUGCUUUUGAAAUACUGUCAGGUUAAAAACAAAUGGAAAAGGAAAAAGAAAAAGAAAAGAGAAAAAAACAUAAGGUCUUCGUCUUUGUAAUGUUGUUCUUGUCAUAAUUUUCUUUAUCAUAUCUAUAGUAGUGCAUUUUCAUCUUAUAGCAAAUGUAUACAGAUAUAUUAAAAUCCAUACAUAGUUUUCAAUUUUA